Molecule: messenger RNA, 1945 nt
Organism: Phyllostomus discolor (pale spear-nosed bat)
Lineage: Eukaryota; Metazoa; Chordata; Mammalia; Chiroptera; Phyllostomidae
Product: fatty acid-binding protein, adipocyte
Exons: 4
Coding region: 20-418 (132 amino acids)
Biological process (GO): fatty acid transport
Cellular component (GO): nucleus; cytosol
Molecular function (GO): fatty acid binding
Source: RefSeq, a predicted model, not a curated record
UCUCUGCAAGCUUUCCAUCAUGAUCGAGCCCUUUUUGGGAACUUGGAAACUGGAAUCCAGUGAAAACUUUGAGGAAUACUUGGAACAACUAGGAGUGCCUGUUACAAUCCGGCACCUAGCCGCAUUAGAGAAGCCAAAAAUCAGUAUUAGCACCAAUGGGGAUAAGGUGAGCAUCAAAACAGAGAGCUCUUUCAAGAACUUUGAGAUCUCCUUCAAGCUAGGGGAAGAGUUUGAUGAAACAACAGCAGAUAACCGGAAAGUGAAGAGCAUCAUAACACUAGAUGAUGACUCACUGGUCCAUGUCCAAAAAUGGCUUGGUAAAGAGACAACAAUCAAAAGACACAUUGUAGAUGGAAAAAUGGUAGCGAAACAUACCAUGAAUAAUGUUGUCAGCACACGAGUCUACAAAAAAGCAUGAGGAAAGUGUCUACAUCAGAGAAAACGUGCUCACUAACAGAAAAUGGGGGCUUGAUGAAGAUAUGCUUCAGGGCCAAUGAUUUUAAAAAUUGCUUCAUAAAAAUUUGCUCAAUAAAAGCAUCAAAUUCAGUGUAGUUUGGAGCUGUGUGAUAUUGAGAGUUAGAAACAAUCUGAUAAAUUGGUGGGGCAAGAAGCUACUUGCCUGUGGUAUGAUUGUAAGUGCACUAAUAUUCUCUUUGUCUUCUACCCACCUGACUUCUACAGUCUGGAGUUCUCUCCAGGGGAACAGUUCCAUUUAGAUUAGGGCAUCUGUCAAAUGGUGCUCUAUGGAAAUUCAUGUGACCUCCAAGGGGGAAAUGUUGUAAUCCUUGGAAGCUGUUUUGGGCAACACAGGUGGUGAAAAUGGACAUUGCUGGCUUUUUAUUUUUGCAGAAAGCUGGCUCCGCUUAAAGCAGGAUGGAUGGAUGGAUGUAUACAUAGAUGUAUACACAUGGAUAGAUAAAUAGGUAGAUAACAAAAUAGAGCCUGGAAAUCAUACCCUGUGGUUGAAUUAUCAUAGAAGAACAUUUAAAAACAAUUAUUGUCUUCCUUACCCAUAAACCCACUUAAAAUAGCCAGGCUACUGCCACCACUUUUACAAUGUAGUCUUUGUAGAACUAUAUUUCAUUAAAUGCCAGCCCUGAAUUUCUAAAUGCCCAGUAAGAAUAUAAUUAUUGAAGCUACACAAAGUCCCUUAAUAAUUUAACUAAGUACUGUCACUAGGAAGUACUUUUAGGGCUUAGAGCAAAACCUAGCAAUAGAGGUAAAAUUAAAAGGUAAAUCCUAAAAAACAGAAUGUUUGUAGCAGUGAGAAGAGAAAAGGAGAAAAAAAUAGGUAAGUAUUGUGUUGCACCUUAAAUUUAAAAAAAUAAAUAAUAGUUGGUCAAAAAUAAGUCUGGAGUUGUCUUUAAUGGGUGCUUAAGUAGAAUAUCCAUGUCAUUUGUCAUGUAUACUGGUGGAAAGUAAAACUGGAAAGGGUUACUAUCAGUGAUUACACCUGGAUGAGAGGCAUAGACUGGAACCAUCCCGGGCAAACUUGGAGGGGAGUCAUCAUGGUUAGGAUAAAAUUGAAGGGUAAUGUACAGGACUGAGUAUGGAGUUGGGACCAGAACUGAACCCCCACACAGAAAGAAACUAGGGCUGUCAGAUGAAAUCGUGAAGACCUCUGAGCAUACAGCUGAAGUGACAGCCUUGGUGGUGGUCACACAGCUGCCAGGUGUGAGCAAUGACAUUCAUUUCCACAUGACUUGUCCUUGCUGGUUCUUCCCUAAAGGGCUCAACUAUGUACAAAAUGUAACCAUGUUUGCUCUCCAAAAGUCAAUGAGGGUUUUAACCCCCAAGGUAAUGUCCUGUGCACAAAAGGGUCACAACUCCUUAAUUAGAGGACAGCUGCCUUAGUAACACCUCAGUUAAGGAUUGAGGCUGUGUUCUACAAUCAUCAGGGAGAAGACACUCUAAAAAAUACUAGGCUUAUUUUAUUUAAAUCUUU